Moneuplotes crassus is the source of this 1220-nucleotide messenger RNA. Lineage: Eukaryota; Ciliophora; Spirotrichea; Euplotida; Euplotidae. The record is from the annotation of a GenBank genome assembly.
AUGGAAAGUAUACAGAAGGUAUCGCUGAAAGUUCAGUUUGGAGAUAUAGUAAAGAGACUAAUUUCUCAGGAAUAUACCUCAUUGCUGAAUCUGAGAUUUGCUGCAGAAAAUAGUUUUAAAGAACUUGAAGGAACUAUUUAUAAGCUAUCAUAUGUAAACUACUUAUACGGAAGCAACUGUAUUAAAUAUUUGUUAGAAGAAUCUGAUCUGGCAGCUCUUAUUUUUGAAGCUCAAGCUUUUCCUGAUAGAGUCAUUAAAAUUUUUGUGGAGAAAGAGGUUACACUAGAUGCUUUAUGCGAAGAUACUACUGAAAUUAAUAUUUCUGAGGAAGAAAAAGAUGGACUUGAAGAAUCUAAAACUUUACUAAAAAGAAGAAUUAAAGACAGCAACGAUAAAGAGCCAGAAGAAUCUCUUUUAAAACUUCAAACAACACCUACAGAUGAACAAAACCCCAAAAGAAAAAAUUCCAUCCUCCAGCUCAAAACCUCCCAAAAUCACCUCAAAACCCCUUCAACCUCCCUAGACCCCCUCAUUACCCCUACCCCAAAUCCCCUUCUCAGUCACCCUCCCACCACACUCUCCUCUCUCAACCCUUCUGCCCCCUCUCCCCUUCCCAACCCCAGCCUGCCUCCUAACCCUCUUCUGCAAUCCCUCCUCCAACUCCAGUGCGAUAUAUCCCAUUACCUCCUUCAAACUCCAUCCGCUCCACGCUCAGACUUGUUCAAUUUCCUCCUGCAGCACAUCCAAAAUUCCUCUCAGUCGCAAUCUCAAAUUCCAGAAAGCCCUUGCAGUCAAGAUCUCCCGGAACCUCAGAAUGAAAGAGAAAGUGAAGAGGAGGAGAUGGUACCGAAGAUUGAAAUUGUUAAAUAUGAGCAAGACUUGACAAGAGAAUGCGGGAAAAUUGGCUUGCUGAGUUUUAAUGUUGUCAAUAAAUGGACAGAAACGAUUGAAAUUAGUUCUGCUGUGGUUGUUGAUAAUGAUUUUCUUAUAGAAAUUGAGGACUGCCAGCUUGAUGUUAAAAUUGAGCCUAAUGGGGGACAGGCAAAGAUAUCUAUCCCUAUGAAGACCUCAUCUAUUAAAGGGACAUAUUUUGUGUAUCUAGCUCUAUUUUCAGAAGAGAUUGGAAUGAUAAGAGAUAACGAAGAAUUCAUAAUUAUUUGAGAUUAAGAUAUUCGACCGAUGACUGAAGCAGAAAUAAAUCGACCAUAAAAAUUUCAACC